This is a messenger RNA of Brassica rapa (field mustard), 1388 nucleotides long. RefSeq lists its product as uncharacterized. NCBI's taxonomy places the organism in Eukaryota, Viridiplantae, Streptophyta, Magnoliopsida, Brassicales, Brassicaceae. The record is from RefSeq and is a predicted model, not a curated record.
AAUUGGAAAAAAUCUCCCAGGCCCGCGUCCCUAGGCGCCUCCGUUUGAUGGCCCUCCUCCGAUCCAAAUCCGGCGCUCAGUCUUCCUCCUCCUGAAGAAGCUCGAUCUCCUCUUCCAUGGCUUCAAACGGUAAAGCUCCUCCUCCGCUGCGGUCACGACCUCCACCAGAUCCACCACCAUUCACGAUUCCUCCGAUACCGUUUGAAUCUCUCACUCUCACAGAGCCACCAGAGCCGCCAGACCCUCCAGAUGCGACCUUCACCUUCGUUCUUCAAGUCUUAGAUCUGGAAUCCCCUGCCUCAACCAUGGUGUUGGGUACCACGAGUGGUGUUGCUCCUGGUGUAUCCAGGAGUAGAGAACUCUCUUCCACUUCCACCGUACGUUCAACUCUUCCUUUAUGUACCUCCUUCUCCGACCUCUCUCUCCAGUCGUCUUGUGUAGAGGUUUCAAUCUUCUCAGCCUUUGAACUUGUGAGCUUGGGUCAUGUUUCAUGUUCUGAUUUGGAAAAUUUAGUGUUGUCCAUGGCCAUCCAAGUUCAAGGAUUAGAAUAUCAAUUAGAGCUUUAUUUGUCAAACUCAGCCAUAAGGGCCUUGUUGGUUUCUCUGCAAGAUAUUCGUGUGGACAUGAGUGUAUUGGUACUGUUGCUAGCUGUUCUCAAGCCUCCCUCUCUCCAGUACGCAGCAUUGCGAAGUCUUGAGGACUGGACUUUGGAUGUUGAUAUAUUGGUAGUGGUUUGUUUUGUGGAUACAGCCGUGCUCAAUGUUUACAACUCAGAUGCAUUCCACCGUCUAGCUUCAGAGUUCAGGGUUCACCUAGUCCAAAACUUACUUUCAGUGUCAGUUUACGGGGUUCACCUAGCCCAUAGAUGGUCUCAAUCGCAAGGAAAAGCCAAGGAAGCAAACAGAGUACCUUUUUUCCAUCAAGAUUAGGUCAGACAAGCACCAAGGAGCCAUCCCGACGCGGCCUGGAACAAAGACAAAUCGACAUCAGGAUUGGGAUGGGUCUUCUCGGGUUCAGGUCAGGAAACUCCAACACAUGGAUCUACGGUCGAAAGCUUCAUCAGCUCAUCCCUUAUUGCAGAGGCCAUCACGAUUCGAUCGACACUUAGCAUGGCGCUAACCUUGGAGUUCUCUACACUCAAGGUUAACGCUCGCAAGAAAGAAACAUCGGAAUUGUGAAAGGCAUCCGAGCGAUCUCCUCUGGUUUUGCAACAAUUUCUUUCUAUCAUGUUUCUAAAUCGGACAACUUUGUUGCCGAUGGUUUAGCAAAAAGGCUCUCCAAACCUUUUUCUCUUUGUAACGAACAUCAUGAUUUGGGCCAUCGUUUUGGGCUCAUCUCUUCUUCUUAGUUUUCUAAUGAAUUAUUCAGUGACAAAAAAAAAAAAAAAA